Molecule: messenger RNA, 717 nt
Organism: Laccaria bicolor S238N-H82
Lineage: Eukaryota; Fungi; Basidiomycota; Agaricomycetes; Agaricales; Hydnangiaceae
Exons: 2
Coding region: 1-633 (210 amino acids)
Source: RefSeq, a predicted model, not a curated record
AUGGUUGUCAACCUUGAGAAGUCGGGCUACGAGGAGCCCAAAGACGGACAAAUCUUCAAUGCUUAUAGAACCCUCAUCGCCCAGCUCCGCAAGCGAUUCAUUUUGCGUGGAUUCAUCGACUUUUUGGAGCAUUCUUGGGCAGAUGGGGUGAUACGGUCGCGUUCAGACCAACGGUUGCCUAUAGGGUGGUCUGUGGAUACUUUUCAAGACGUAAUGAACCUGUAUUGCUGGCGCUUAUGCGAAGCAGAGGUCUGCGUUGGCAUUGCUUGCGAGGACCAGGAGUUCAUUCUUGCAGAUUGCUGUUUCGGUAGUUUGGAUGAGGGGUUCGACGAGGAUCCGGAAUGCUGUGAUCUCUUUUUCCCCGUCUUCCCGACUCUUGCUCUUUACAUUCUCGGCACGGCAAACGAACAGUGUUCAUCAACCUCCACCCAUCGCCAGACUGGCCGAUCAACGAUCUGGAUAGACGUUGGCUUGGAAUCUGCGUCAGACGUCCAUCUCCGAAAUGCCAUGAUCCUCCAAACUUACCCACACUUCCUCUACUUCUCUUCCCUCCGGACCGUUGCACUUUCCAUAUCAUCGUACGACGAGUUCAGGUGGAUCCAAGAGCAUCAGGACUAUAGCCGAUUGAAGUAACGAUGUCGACAAAAGUUUUUGCAGGAGACGGUCACCAAGACUUUGGUCGUGAAAGGGUCUGUGAUCUUGACUGAUCUUACCGAU